Molecule: messenger RNA, 1347 nt
Organism: Mesorhabditis spiculigera
Lineage: Eukaryota; Metazoa; Nematoda; Chromadorea; Rhabditida; Rhabditidae
Source: the annotation of a GenBank genome assembly
AUGUGCGCCAAUGAGCAGUUGCUGGAAUUCGGCGAGACGGGCGUGAGCGACCCUUACGAGCAAUUUCUGGCCACUAUGCUCCUCGAUCUCCACUUUUCUCACAUCGAAUUUUUAUUGUCUUGGAACGAAGCCAUGUGGCAGAACGAGCUGCUUCAAUUCGAGCUGGCCAAGCAGCUCGCCCUCUUCCGCCGCGGCUACAAGCCGAUCGUGUACUGCCAGAAGAUCGCCCGACAGCUAUUUCAAGUACUUUUGGUACGUUUAAAAGUACGUAAAAUGGUCGAGGAAGUACGAGAACCACUGUGGGCUGCGUGCGGUUCAAAAGACGGAUGGACCUCUCAACUGUCCCAGCUGCUGGGAAUGAUUCGUCCCGACCUCGUCGAAAGCUCGAGCGAGAAGAUUUUCGCCUGGUUAGGACAAGGGUUGAAGAACCAGCGCGGAGAUUUCAUCGAGGUUUUUCUUAGCUGUGUAGUAUCGACACCGAUGAAGCAAGGAGUAUACGCGCGUCUCUUCAGCCACAUAAAUGCCAGAGAUGAGGAGAUUGGCCGAAAGUUUAUCGAAAAACUCGGCGUGGAAAUCUCGACGCUCAUCGAGACAAGAAAAUGGCAGAAACUGAUCGAUAUGGUCCGGUUCCUCUGCUUGCUCAGCGUAAAUGGCACAGUUACACCGGAUUCGAUUUUGGACAGCGCGAACAACUUCAUCGAUGGCGCAAAUUUCUGGAUGCACAAUAGCCCGCAGCGCGCCAAUACAUUCGGAAGAGCUGUCAUUGCCGCGAUUUCUACUCUCGGACGCAGAAUGUACUGCGACAAUCCCGUUAAGCUGCAGUCUUUGAUGAAGCGAGUUGAAGAAUACACGCAGGAAGCAGCCAAAAUACGUGGAACGUUCGACUCGAAGCUGUCCGACGACGCGUUUGAUCAUCAGCAGCUCUUACGCGAAUGGAAGCAUUUGCAAGCCCUGCAACAUGAAGGAUGGAGCUCUUUGAACUUCUACGAAACGCUGAUUCUUGAUGGCGCCGAUUCGCAUGAGAUGCCGAAUAUUAUGCAGGCGAUCUUGAACUCGACCGAUCAGCAGGAUCCGCAGGAUCUUGUGCAAGGACACCGGAUUGAGCGUCUACUCAGUUACAUCGGCUUGUCAGCAUCCACUCCUGGAACUCGUUCGCAGAAAGACCUCGUCCUCGUUUCCGCUUUCUCGUUGGGCAUCUUCGUCGGCUAUUGUUGCGGCAAAGCGGCGGAUUCAAUGUUCAAGGAUACUAUGUUCGAAAUUGCCUGCACUUGCUUGGGCUUUGCGUUCUUACUUUUAAUACCCUGCCUAUUCUUGUUCCGCCUGUUUUGUUUCUCCAAACGAGAUUGU